Hymenoscyphus albidus is the source of this 1435-nucleotide messenger RNA. Lineage: Eukaryota; Fungi; Ascomycota; Leotiomycetes; Helotiales; Helotiaceae. The record is from the annotation of a GenBank genome assembly.
GAGUCCAAACCGAACGAGAUGAUCGAGAUACAUUUUCGGCUCUUUCCAAUCAAUUUGCAAACCCCGCUCGGCCUAUUGAAGAAGUUGAAGCAAUCGGCGUUGGCAAGCGAGCUAGGUUGCUGACAAUAUUAUCUGGUUCAGCGGCCAAUGGCUGAGCAAUAUUUCAUAAUUCCUCCAUCACCAUCAAACCCCACAAACCCCGUUCAGUACUUUGCUCUUCAAAGAACCAGACGUAAUUAGAACUAGCUUGAUGAAAACUCAAUUGCCCAGCUUGGCAUCAUCUUCCCUCAAACCCCGGCUGGAUAACAUUCGAUAGUCUCGAUACUAAACCUCGGAGAUGGUUAUGGUUCACGAUUGCGCAAUGCCGCCAUUGACAGCCACGCUGGCUUUGUCAACCCGAUGAGGUCAGAUCGCCCGGGCCCAGGUUGCCCAGUAGCUAGUAGAUAAGCUAUAAAUGAGGGAGAUUGCUACCUAUCACUUGAACCAAUAAAGCUUCUUCCAUCACGAUUCUACAAUUACAACAAUUCUUCAAAAUCCUCAAGUACAUAGGUACUCUCUCGUCCUAAUACAGUAGUCAAACAACCGAAAUAUAUUUGCAAUGGCUACACCAAAUCAGCAAAACUUGGUUGACUCCAAUAAAGUCUAUGCCAGUAAUUUCACCAAGGGAGACCUGGCCCUUCCUCCUGCUAAGCAAUAUGCCGUUGGUAGAUGACUCUCUUCCACUUGUAUAUAUAUCAACACUAACUCUGUAAUCUUACCUCAGUAACUUGCAUGGACGCAAGAAUUGAUCCCGCUGCUGCUUUUGGUAUUGAUCUUGGAGAUGCUCAUGUAAGUCACUCCCCCAGGAACCAAGAAAGGCCGUAAAGCUUCCUUCUUCCGGCUUUACAAACAGCCAUUCGCCGUUCAAAUCCAGAAAUCAAUUGGUGACCCGUUCAUUUUUAGGUAAUAAGAAACGCAGGCGCCUCUGUACAAGACGCCCUCCGAAACCUAGUCAUCUCCCAACAACUCCUCGGCACCAAGGAAAUUAUAUUGAUCAAACACACGGGAUGUGGGAUGUUGGCUUUUGAGAAUCAACAAGCUACAGAACUCGUGCGCAAGAAUCUGGGAGAGGAGGGAGUCAAAGCCAUAGCUGAGGGUUUUGGGGGGCAGUUUCUACCGUUCUCUGAUUUGGAUGAGAAGGUAAGAGAGGAUGUUGAGUGGUUGGAGAAGAAUAAGGCUAUUGCGGAGGGUGUGAAGAUCAGUGGAUGGGUGUACGAGGUUGAAACUGGGAAAGUUAGGAGUGUGAAAUAAGUCAGUGGUGACAUAUGAGUGUGAUUGAAAUGGUGGAACGAGUGCUUUUGCGGAGUUGGCUGUUUGUGAAUUCUUCAGUCAAAAUGUUCUGGAUUUUGGGAACAAGAUGAAUAAUGUUUGAGAAUAAGUAGAAAUCAAGUUGCAC